UAGAUAAGGAAACGUCAUAUGUAGCAUAAGUUAUAGUGUUAAGAUUAAAAGAUGGCAUAUCACCUUUUGUUUGCAUUAAUAUUUGUGACAAACGCAUAUUGUGUAAAGGCUGUGUCAGUUGGAGAGCUUGAGUCGAGAAUAGACGCCGUUGAAAAGCAAUGUGCGGCUCAGAACGUUCAGUUCAAAGAGGAAAACCAGAAACUGAGAAACGAAUUAGAACAGUUAAGGGCCACUGUUAUGAAGCAGGAUGCACAGUUACAAGAUGAGAUCAAAGAUUUGCGCCAGGUUGCUGUUGAGAAAAUAAAACAUAUUGGUGCAGGCCAGAAACGCGGCAAACGGUUUGUGAUUGACGAAAAUGAAACAGUGGCAUUUCAUGCAACUUUAACUGGAGGAAGGGCAAUACAGCAUCUGCAUAUUAACCAAACUAUCAUCUUCAAUAACGUCAUGCUAAAUAUUGGCGGUGCCUAUCACUCUCAGCAUGGACUUUUCGUGGCAAAUGUGAAAGGAAUCUACAUUUUCUCCGUUUCCAUCAUGGGUUUAUACGGAGGAACGGAUUCAACGAUGGUCUUUAUCAUGAAAAAUGGCAAAGAAGUGGCUGCAGCGAUUGCGGACGGUAGAGGCGGUACUCAUGACCAGGGAUCCACAACAGUUGUUCUACAACUCGUACCGGGAGAUGAGGUUUGGGUGAGCGUUCAGAGGCACGAUGACACAGCUAUUUGGACUGACAGUUUAGACAGUUUCAUGGGUUGUCUUAUAACAUAUACGUAAUAAAAUAUCAUAUUGCUCA
Mercenaria mercenaria is the source of this 787-nucleotide messenger RNA. RefSeq names its product cerebellin-2-like. The transcript is spliced from 3 exons. Gene Ontology annotation, molecular function: protein binding. Lineage: Eukaryota; Metazoa; Mollusca; Bivalvia; Venerida; Veneridae. The coding region runs from base 52 to 768 and encodes 238 amino acids. The record is from RefSeq and is a predicted model, not a curated record.